UCACUGAGCUGCUGCUGCUGCUGCUGGAGGAGGAAACGGGAGCGCCGGGCUGCAUUCCGCACAAGUUGCCUGCACUCAGAAACUUUAUCAGCAAAACUUUUCUUUUAUUUUGGAGGGGGAGGUCGUUCGGUGGGGGGGUUUAUGCGCGGAGGAGAGCGAGGGACUGGAAGGUGAAAACUGUGACUGUCCCAAGCUGCGAGCGAAUGGAGAAGCACAAAGUGCUGGACCAGCUCCUCAUGGAGCUCCACCGCUUCCUGCUCAUCCUGGACAAGGAGACACUGAGCGGGAACGCCACCGUCCAGAAGGGCUUGCUGUCCGAUCUCCUCCAUUCCUACAGGGCCUCCAACGGUGCUGAUGAGGAGUACAUCUACAUGAACAAAGUGAUUGUUGGCGAGAAAGACAACAAAGACGACAGACCAGAUAUCCUGCUCAAUGGAAAAGCAGCAAAAUGUGUUCCUGUCCCACAGAAGAGCCUCCCUGACCUGCCACCCCCCAGAACAUGUAUGGCGGGUCGGGAGCCGUUCCCCUUACCUGCAGUUCCUUCUCCGGCCUCUAUAGACACUUCGGAGAGUUACUAUGAGGAGGCGCAGCCCUACGAGGAAACUGUGAAUGACGACGGCGAGGUGGUCAGCAGCUCAUACGAGUCCUACGAUGAGGACGAAGUGACCAGAGGAAAGUCACCGUCGGCGCAGCACCAGUGGCCGUCGGCAGAGGCGUCCAUCGAGCUGAUGAAGGACGCUCAGAUCUGCGCAUUCCUGUGGAGGAAGAAGUGGCUCGGCCAGUGGGCCAAACAGCUGUGUGUCAUCAAAGACCAACGUCUGCAGUGCUAUAAGAGCUCCAAGGAGCAGACGCCCCUGCUGGAUGUGAGUCUGCUGGGCUGCAGCUUCGUCUACAAAGAGAAGCAGCUGAAGAGAAAAGAGCACAAGCUGAAGAUCACACCUGUAGGAGGGGAGGCCAUCGUGCUGGGCCUGCAGAGCAAGGAGCAGACGGUGCAGUGGCUGAAGGUGAUUCAGGAGAUCAGCCCCAAACCGUUAGAGAGCUGUGAAACCCAGCACUCGGUAACUGACUCCCCGAGGCUCAUCUGCACCAAGGGAGAGCUGAGCGAGAGAUACUCUGUGGCUUCAGAGAGCGGCAGCAGCACAGACAGCCACGCAGAAACAUCGGAAAACAAAGAUGUGAAGAAAAAAUACGGUGCAGGUCUGAAGUUCAGUAACCUCAUGAACAUCGGCAAGAAAAAACCUUCCUCAUUGGAGAGUCCGGAGAAAUGUGUCGACACGUCAGGCUACCUCAAUGUGCUGGUGAACAGCCAAUGGCGAACCUGCUGGUGUCUCAUCAAGAACGGUCAGCUGUGGUUUUACCAGGACAAGGGCAAACACAAAGUGAGCCAGCCGGCCGUGACGCUCGAGGGCUGCUGCAUCCUGCCCGACCCCAUCCCAGAGCACCUGUACUCCUUUAGGAUCAACGUAGAGGGCACACAGGUGGCGACUCUGGAGGCAAAGACGUCAGCGGACAUGGGUCACUGGCUGGGCCUCCUGCUGUCACAAACAGGCAGCAAGACCGACCCGGAGGAUCUGACGUACGACUAUGUCAACUCAGAGAGGAUCUCCAGCAUCGUCACUGCUGCCAAGACUUCCCUAUACUUGAUGCAGAGGAGAUAUUCAGAGCUGAACACCUACAUCGACACGCCGCCUGCUGUCCCUCUCGACUCAGAGGAACUGUACGACGAUGUGGCGUCUUUAGCAGAUCCAGAGGACGCUGAGGACAGCAUCCAGCCAGACAGCGGGGACAACCACCUUCAGCAAUGUGAUGAAACACAAGCAGCGCCCAAGGACCCAGAGGGAACAGAGCAGGAAAAGGUUUACCUGGACCUGGUUCCUGUGCGCUCCUUCCUCCAUACAUCAUGUGGGGGUAAAAACCUGCCCACCAAAGACACUUGUAUACAUCCCCCGGUCAACGAAGAAGAGCAGAGAGACUCAACGUGUCAAGAUAACGAGGUCACUUCGACGAACCCUUCUGAGCCAGAGCCGACACCCGUCCUAAACGGAACAAGUUUGACGUCCGCUGCCAGCAAACCAGAGCAAACGCGCCCGACGACUCCCACGCCGCAGCAGGCGCCACCUCAGUCCCUCAAACCCACGUCCCAAAGCCUGGAGACACCGAAGAGGACGAGCCUGGGAAUCCCAUCGGCCUUCAGCUCCCCCGGGGGACACAAAGGACAGACGGGUCACACCACUGCUGGGUUCCCUCACAGUCCUCAACCGCUGCGGCCCAAAGCUCACACCAUAGGGAGUCCCGGUGCAGUUGAAGUGAAACUGGGCAAAAACCGCACGGAGGCCGACAUGCGCCGCUACAUCGACGAGCGUGACCGCCUGGAGAGAGAAAGGGAGGAGGUGAGGAGCAGUCUGGCAAACCUGAAGAAGGAGAGGAGGGAGGCCAAAGAGGAGCUCAGCGCCUGCCAAGAUCCAAAGCAGCAGGCCUCGCUGGAAGCCCUUCUGAAGCAGAGGGAGGAGGCGUGUCGGGAGGCGGAGCACCGCAGGGUGGAGGUGGAGCUGCGGCUGAUGGAGGUGAAGGAAAGUCUGAAGAAGGUGGAGUCAGGGCAGUUCACGCUGGGAACCACAUUGGACAGCAGCCUCCAGGACACGCCCACGGCUAAAUCAGCAACCAUGCCUGCUCUCCAGACGACAUCAUCAUCAUUAUCAACUUCUUCAUCAACAACAUCAUCAUCAUCAUCAUCGUCGUCCCAAAUCUCAAACAGCAUCCUCAGUGCAGACUCGGCCUCACCAGUCAACUCCGCCUCUGCACUAAAGAACAGACCGGCCUCCAUCAUGGCCACGAAAGGCAAAGUUCUGCAGAAAGCUAAGGAGUGGGAGAAAAAAUCCACCACCUAGGAGGAGAACAUCCUGUGGUCUCCUCUGACCUGAUCAAAUCCACAACUCGUCCUACUUUUUUCAAGGAGCUGCCAAUUAAAAGUCCAGACCAAUAAAUCAACAACCUCCCUUCUCUGGAUCCUUCAUCCUCAUCACCUCCCUGCCAAGACUAAACAGAGCCAAUCAGAGAGAGGCACAAGCUGUCUCUUCAAAUACCACUGGAUAACUUUGGUUCUAAAGACUUCACAAGUGUUUUUACUUCUCUUUUUGCAAAGAAGAGGAAUUUGAUGUUGGAGCAUUUCGGCCAGUCUAACAAUCGUUCUUGAUAAUGAUGAAACGGGAUGUUUCAAUGCUGCAAACAGCCAAAUAUUUGAGACCACUGAAGUCUUGAGAGAGACGUCCCUCGACUAAAAUGCCCAUUUUGUACACACACUUUUGUAGCUUGGUUCAUGUAUGCUGGUAGCCAAGAUGUAAAUAUAUUUACACCAUUAUCCAGCCUCUCGGCCUGUAUUGCUAGCUAGAAAUGCACUUUUUAUUCAAAUAAAAAUGUACUGACGACGA
This is a messenger RNA of Paralichthys olivaceus (Japanese flounder), 3428 nucleotides long. RefSeq names its product actin filament associated protein 1-like 2 (gene afap1l2). The record is from RefSeq and is a predicted model, not a curated record. Gene Ontology annotation, molecular function: SH3 domain binding; SH2 domain binding. Lineage: Eukaryota; Metazoa; Chordata; Actinopteri; Pleuronectiformes; Paralichthyidae. Gene Ontology annotation, biological process: positive regulation of epidermal growth factor receptor signaling pathway; inflammatory response; regulation of mitotic cell cycle. Gene Ontology annotation, cellular component: cytosol.